ACACUAUUUUCUCUCGAACUACUCGACUUUUGAUUGAAUUUUCGCAUUGGAUACCCUUCUUGAUGCUUUAUUGAGUUGGAUAGGAUGGCGUCCAGGGCAUUGCGCUCACUUCCAAGGCAAUGGCGAUAUGCCUUGCAACCCCUAGCUUCUCAACAAUAUCGGCGACAUUUGACAUCGGCGUGGGCGAGUCAGCCAGCCAUUUCAACGUCUCGGAGACAUGCUAAUCUCAUGGACAAUUCCACCAGGUUCGCCUCGGGGCAGGCCACUGGUGGCAAGCCAUUCGAGAAGGUGCUGGUUGCAAACAGAGGUGAAAUCGCCUGCAGAGUAUUCCGCACAUGCAAGGAGAUGGGCAUCAAGACCGUGGCCGUAUACAGUCAGGCUGAUCAGAGUGCUCUGCACGUACGGGAAGCUGACGAGGCAGUCUGCAUCGGUCCAGCACCCAGCAACCAGAGUUACCUGAACAUUGAAGCGGUUGUCGAUGCUGUCAAGCAGACUGGAGCAAAUGCAGUUCACCCUGGAUAUGGGUUCUUGUCGGAGAACAAGAAGUUCGCUGCACGCCUGGCUGAUGAAGGCGUCGCGUUCAUUGGUCCAGGCUCGUUUGCCAUCCAUGCAAUGGGUGAUAAGAUCGAGAGCAAGAAAAUUGCUAAGGAGGCCAACGUCAACGUGAUUCCCGGAUUUGAUGGUGUAGUUGAGAACACCGAUGAUGCCAUCCGUUUAGCUAAUGAGAUUGGCUACCCUGUCAUGUUGAAGGCAUCUGCUGGUGGUGGGGGCAAGGGAAUGAGAGUUGUCUAUGAUGACAGCCAGUGCAAGGAGGGAUUCGACUUGGCUACAGCCGAAGCCAAAUCCAGCUUCAAUGACCAUCGUCUGCUCAUUGAGAAAUUUAUUGAAGAGCCGCGUCACAUUGAAAUUCAAGUGUUGGCUGAUAACCAUGGCAACUGUAUCUACCUGAACGAGAGAGAAUGCUCCAUUCAACGCCGUAAUCAGAAAGUCAUUGAAGAGGCACCCAGCACGUUCCUCACUCCAGAAACACGCCGGGCAAUGGGAGAGCAGGCCAUCGCACUGGCCCGUGCUGUCAAGUACUGCUCAGCUGGCACCGUCGAGUUCUUGGUGGAUAACAAGAGAAACUUCUACUUCCUGGAAAUGAACACGCGGUUGCAAGUCGAGCAUCCCAUCACCGAGUGCAUCACUGGUGUUGAUCUGGUCAGCGAGAUGUUGCGUGUUGCAGCAGGCCUGCCUCUCACUGUGACGCAAGACGACAUCGGUAUCAAAGGCUGGGCUGUCGAAUCUCGUGUCUAUGCAGAGGAUCCCAAGCGCUUCUUGCCAUCUCCCGGUCACUUGAGAAUGUGCCGUGAGCCUGAUGUACGCGUGGACACGGGUGUGAAAGAGGGCUCCACGAUCAGCAUGUUCUACGACCCAAUGAUCUCAAAGGUGGUUACCCAUGGUGCUACGCGUGACGAAGCUAUCGCUAGCAUGAUCGACGCCCUGGACAACUAUGUGAUUCGCGGUGUAAAGAACAAUGUCAGUAUUCUCCGUGAUGUACUGCACCAUCCUCGCUUCAAGGAGGGCGACAUCAGCACCAAUUUCCUGGUGGAGGAGUACCCGAAAGGUUUCGACGGUCAUGUUCUGACGGAUCAAGAGACAAAUGAGCUGGCCGUUACUGCCGCUAUCCUGGAAGCUAGGAGACUGCAGCGCUACAACCUUGCUUUGCACCGCGACUAUCACAAGAUUCCAGACCUGGACGAGGACGGCCCACUGGAUCCUUUCCGUCUUGUCGUUUGCAUUGGUGACAAGCGCCUGACAGUAUCCUACUAUGCCAACGAGGGCACCAAGUUCUUCGUGGGCUCCCAGGAGGUGGAUAUCUGUCUGCAUGAUGCCAGCAGUGAAGAGCAGGCUGCUGACAGUGGCUCAGCGGGCACACCAGACUACAGUGUAUCGACUCCACCAGAGUACGGUAUAGAGAUGCUGGGCUCUGAUCCCAGAAUGGUCUUCAUGAUUGACGGCAAGAAGACUACUUUCCAGUUUGUUGAGCGCAAAGGAACGCAGUGGUCUCUGCAGCACUGUGGAACAGUGUACGAUGUGAAUGUGCUGACGGAAAGAGAAGCCGAGGUCGUGCAACAUAUACCUGCCAAGUCCAAGGAGUCUGCACUGAAGAAACUCAGCGCACCGCUGACCGGCAAGAUCGUGUCUGUCAAUGUUCAACCAGGUGACACGGUGGGUGAGGACGAGGCCAUGGCCGUGUUGGAGGCAAUGAAAAUGCAGGAUGUCCUACGCUCUCCUGGCGACUUCAAGGUCAAGGCUGUUUUCUGUGAACCCAACCAAGUCGUACAAGAAGGCGAUCUCCUCAUCGAAUUUGAGUGAUUCGAAUAAUCGGCAGGUCACAAUCGUUACUUGCCAAGUUUUAUUGCUUCAGUCAAUUUUUAAGAACUUUUUUAUACACACUAUCCCUAGCUCUCCUCCCCCCCCCCCCCCCCCCCCUCCCUUUCCACAACAACAACAACAACAACAGCCGCCACCAGCAGCAUCGUUCUCGCAGUAUAGCUUGCUUCGGUGAUGACAUUCCUAGAUCUUUUGUAAAAUAGUUGUAACAAUAGGCUGCUGUAACAGCGACUAAAUAGAAUAAUGUGGCAGCAAGAACAGCGGCAGCGUGAUUCAGAUGUGUAGAGGUGAACGUAUGUACAAACGUAUGUACAAACGUAUGUACAAACAGGUGUUAUUUGAAAGCAUUUUCAGCAGCACAAUGAAUGCAUGAGACAACUGCACACUCAAGAUCGAAUAAAAAAAUAUAUAAACAUGCACAUGCUCAUUCUUGCGUUUCAUGGCUGCAAUUUCAUGAAAUGAUUUUUUUAUGCUUUGCUCUGCUAGUCAGAGCUAGGUAGUUGACUCUUAUUAUUAUGCCGUCUCUUUGUGGCUUUUCAACAAUUUUUUAGAAUAUGUUUUCAGUUUCACCUUUCCACUUUCAAAUGUGUCGGUGCUUCUCGCUUUGAAGCUGCUAUAAGCUUCCUCCUUCA
Messenger RNA from Sycon ciliatum, 3008 nucleotides. Its product is annotated as biotin carboxylase 1-like. Gene Ontology annotation, molecular function: metal ion binding; propionyl-CoA carboxylase activity; ATP binding. The transcript has 28 exons. NCBI's taxonomy places the organism in Eukaryota, Metazoa, Porifera, Calcarea, Leucosolenida, Sycettidae. Gene Ontology annotation, cellular component: mitochondrion. The coding region runs from base 85 to 2358 and encodes 757 amino acids. The record is from RefSeq and is a predicted model, not a curated record.